Molecule: messenger RNA, 1350 nt
Organism: Cucumis sativus (cucumber)
Lineage: Eukaryota; Viridiplantae; Streptophyta; Magnoliopsida; Cucurbitales; Cucurbitaceae
Product: ethylene-responsive transcription factor 3
Exons: 2
Coding region: 287-946 (219 amino acids)
Biological process (GO): regulation of DNA-templated transcription
Molecular function (GO): DNA-binding transcription factor activity; DNA binding
Source: RefSeq, a predicted model, not a curated record
CUUCUUUUCUUUUCUUUUCUUUUUUUCUUUUUUCUUUUUUUUCUUAAUAAUUAAAUUAAUUUAAAUUUCUUAAAUUAUUUUAAAAUAGAUGAAAAUUACACGAAGCAAUGAACCUCAACCCGGAUCUCUAACUCUCAUUUCGGAGAGAGAGAUAAAACCGACCCUUUGAGGUUGAAGAAGAAGAGGAAGGAGAAGAGGGAAGAAGGAAGAACCAGAGACAAAAAUGGCGAUCCAUAAUUGACCCUCCGGUUCUAUACGAUGUGAUUUUUUUUUCCCUCUUUCAUCCAUGCGGCGAGGCAGACCCUCAGAUCCAUUUACAGCUACAGAAAUACCCAAUUCAACCAUUCAGCCGGAAAAUCCUCUCAAAGAGAUUCGUUACAGAGGCGUUCGUAAGCGUCCUUGGGGUAGGUACGCUGCUGAGAUCAGAGAUCCUUGGAAGAAAACUAGGGUUUGGCUUGGUACCUUCGAUUCCGCUGAAGAGGCUGCUCGGGCUUAUGAUAAUGCCGCUCGAACCCUUCGGGGUGCCAAGGCCAAAACUAACUUUCCUUUACAUCCAUCCACGAUUUCCAUUCAACAACAAAUUCCUUUUUACCAAUCUCCGCCGGAUUUGCACGAUUCGAAUGGUUUUGGUGCUAAGAUUGAGUGCGUUCAGGCUAAUAGGCCUACGUCUAGCAGUUUGAGUUCUACCGUGGAAUCGUUUAGUGGGCCGCGGAUUUCUAACCCUUUGUCGUCCCUGUCUAUGGUUCGUCGGAGGCCGGUUCAGCCAGUUUCGCCAGAUGAUUGUCAUAGCGACUGUGAUUCGUCUUCCUCGGUUGUUGAUGAUGAUGAGGUCUGUGUUCUUGCUUCUUUCCGUAGAGCUUUGCCCUUUGAUCUUAACUUACCACCUCCGAUGGACGUCGUGGAUUUAACCGGUGAUGAUCUUCAAGCUACUGCUUUAUGCCUCUGAUGAGUGAUGCCAUGUUUGCUUUAUAUCAUCAUGGUUUGAAAUGGUCCUUUUUUUCCACAUUUCUUCUGUUUUUUCUAUCUUAUUUUCUCGGGAAAAACACUAAACUGAAGAAUUUUCGAAUAUGGUGGUAAGUUGAAGAGAAAUUCGAUCGGCCUCCUCCCACUUUUUUCCUUUUUACUUUGUUAGUCUUUUUAGAACUGGGUUGCCCUUCGACGGCCAUGGGGCUAUCAAAUGUUGUCUGUAUCAUUGAAGCUUUUUAGCAUCGUUUAAGCUGGAUGUGUGUCUGAUCUGGGAUUUUCCUUUCUUGAUCCGAUUCACAUCAUCAAAUCCUUACUUCUGUACAAAGAAUUACUCAUCUAAUUUAAAGAAUCUGCAGUGUUCUAAUUGCCAUAAAACUUUUCUUA